UCGGAUGACUUCUUUUGGCCCGGAUGACUUCUUUUUCGCCACCUUGUACAGGGUGCGUACGGUAUUUGAGGACAUACAUGGAGGACUACAACUUAACUCAACAAAUGAAGAGACAUGCAGUUAUUGUCGCAUUAUGUGCAAAUCACACCGAUUUAGAAAUAUCGAAUUUUCUGAAGUGCGCCCGUUCGUUCGUUUAUAAGGUGCGCUGUGAGUUGGAAGCAUCAAGGGGCAACGCAGAGCCUGUUUCAAAACGCAAAAAACACGAGGAACGUUCUGAAACCAUCCGAUCGGCAGAAUUUGUUCAAAAAGUGCAAGCGAUUAUUGAUGAGGACCCUUCAAAGUCAAUAAGGGCCCUGGCAAAGGAUCUUAAUGUUUCUGACAGUCUUAUCCGUCGAGUUGCCCAUGAAGAUCUCCGGUAUAAGUCCUAUGUUAUGCGAAGAGGACAGUUUAUAUCAGAUAAAACACGAGAACAGCGAGUUAGACGUUCAAAACGUCUUCUUAACAAAAUUAAACACCCUGAAGCGGCGGAGAUGUUAUGGUUUUUUUCUGACGAAAAAAAUUUUGACCAAGACCAGAAGAUUAACCGGAGAAAUGACAGGUGGCUAUGUUCCAAUCCUACAGAGGUACCAGUGGUUAUGCACACCAAGUUUCCAGCCACUGUUAUGGUUUUAGGUGUUGAGAGCAACAAAGGACAUGUGAUGCCACCACACUUUUUCUCUCAAGGACUUCGAGUGAAUUCUGCUGCUUAUAUCGAGGUCCUGGAGACAGUUGUGAAACCCUGGAUUGAAAGUGUCUGUGGGGAUAGUCCAUACAUCUUUCAGCAAGACUCUGCUCCAUCACACAAGGCAAUGGCAACACAAGAUUGGAUGGCUGAGAAUUUCCAUGACCACAUAACCCCAUAAUAAACUCACCAAUAUUAAAUUUCACGACAAUACCUCAAUGCCCGAUCCUUGCCCUAGAGACAAACAGGGGGCACGAACAUUAAAGCUAAGACAAAAGGAUCAAUUAAUCCCCUAGUUGAUUCUAAUUCCAUCACCCGAUAAUGAUGUUAGCAUACGUAUUCCUAUCCUAAACAAUUCAUAAAGCGCGAUGUGAGCAGGUGGCAUAUACAGUGGCGAGCACAAGUGGAUACAUGUUUUGAUACUGUACUCAAAGUCUUGAGUGGCUGUAAAACCCACAAAAAUGCAUUAAUUGAUUCCAAAUUUUUAACAAAA
Drosophila willistoni is the source of this 1214-nucleotide messenger RNA. RefSeq lists its product as uncharacterized. Bases 24 to 902 code for a protein of 292 amino acids. The transcript has 2 exons. NCBI's taxonomy places the organism in Eukaryota, Metazoa, Arthropoda, Insecta, Diptera, Drosophilidae. The record is from RefSeq and is a predicted model, not a curated record. Gene Ontology annotation, molecular function: nucleic acid binding.